AUGGAGAACAUGGGUGCUUUACCUGCAUGUGAUGUCAGAAAGUUUACGAAAGUACUGGUAAAUACUCUAGUCGAAAGGUGGCAUCCAAACACACAUACCUUUCACCUUCCUGCUGGUGAAUGUGCUGUGACACUAGAAGAUGUUGUUGUUAUUCUUGGUCUUCCAACAGACGAUUUUCCAGUUAUAGGGAUGACUAUGAAUAGUUUUAAAGCCUUAGAGGCGGAGUGUUUGCAGCAAUUUGGGGUUGCACCGAGAAAGUCGGACUGUAGAGCAAGCUGCAUAAAACUGACAUGGUUUCGAGAUCUAAAAGAACGAUUACAGUUGGUUGACGAAACCAGCAUGCAGAGGUACGUGAAGUGCCACAUUAUUUUAUUAUUUGGUACAGUCUUGUUUGGUGACAAGUCUGGGACAUCUAUGCACUGGAAGUUCCUGCCUUUGCUUUGUGAUUUUAGCAGUAUCGAACAGUACAGUUGGGGAUGA
Arachis ipaensis is the source of this 480-nucleotide messenger RNA. The record is from RefSeq and is a predicted model, not a curated record. NCBI's taxonomy places the organism in Eukaryota, Viridiplantae, Streptophyta, Magnoliopsida, Fabales, Fabaceae.